UGAUCUCCUAACCUCAUGAUCUGCCCUCGUCGGCCUCCCAAAUUGCUGGGAUUACGGGCGUGAGCCACUGUGCCUGGCCAAUAAUUGUUUAAUAUUUAGAAAUUGACGUUAGUUCAAGUGGAGCGAGCAAACCGAGUGGUUGUGUGGUCACAUCUCAGAAACCGGUCGCACUAGCAGCAUGCUUGGCCAACUGACUGAAGAGCAGAUUUCAGAAUUCAAAGAAGCUUUUUCACUAUUUGAAAAAGAUGGUGAUGGAACUAUAACAACCAAAGAAUUGGGAACUGCAAUGACGUCUUUUGGGCAGAAUCCCACAGAAGCAGAGUUACAGGACAUGAUUAGUGAAUUAGAUGCCGAUGGUAAUAGCACAGUUGACUUCCGAGAAUUUCUGACAAUGACGGCAAGAAAAAUAAAAGACACAGACAGUGAAGAAGAAAUUAGAGAUGCAUUCAGUGUGUUUGAGCAGGAUGGCCAUGGUUCUAUUAGUGCUGCAGAAUUUCACCAUCUGAUGACAAACCUUGGAGAGAAGUUAACAGAUGAAGAAGUUGAUGAAAUAAUCAGGGAAGCAGAUACUGAUAGUGAUGGUCAAGUAAACUAUGAAGAGUUUAUACAGAUGAUGACAGCAAAGCGAAGACCUUGUACAGAAUAUGUUAAAUUUCUUGUACAAAAUAGUUACUUGCCUUUUCUUUUAACUUAUCUGUGAAAGGUUUCUCCCUACUGUCAAAAAAAUAUGCAUGUAUAGUAAUUAGGACUUCAUUCCUCCAUGUUUUCUUCCCUUAUCUUACUGUCAUUGUCCUGAAACCUUAUUUUAGAAAACUGAUCAACUAAUGUGUUGCACGUGGCUUACUAUAAAUAUAUCUAAGCCCCUCUGCACAUCUCAGCUUAGAUGGAGUUGGUCAAAUGAGGGAACAUCUGGGUUAUGCCUUUUCUCAAAGUCGUUUCCUUUAGGAACUGUCAGCGUGUUGUUGAAGUUUGGAGUUGUAACUCUACCUGAACUAUGGACAGUCAACAAUAUGUACUUAAAAGUUGCACUGUUGCAAAAGGGGUGUAUAUCCAGGUACUCCUACAGUAUUUUUUGGUAUUGCUGGCCCUGUACCAGAGACAUUUUCUUUUAUUGUUACUUGCUUUUUAAACUUUGGUUAGCCACUUAAAGAAAAUCUGCUUAGGGGACAAUUUGCCUCAAAUCCAUUUGAAGUUGUAUAUUUGUUUUUCAAUAAAACAAUUUAAAAAGUAAAAAUUGACUAAGGUAAUUUAUUCCAGUAACAGAUUAAAGGGGGGAAAUAUGCUUCUUUUGAUGGAUACAGAAUUAGCAUUUGUAUCUUCAUGACUUUUUAAAAAGUUCCUAGUAUAGAAGGGAGUUUUCAUUACCUAAUAAUAAAGUAUCUCUACAAAAUCCAGCAGUAAACAUCAUACUUUUAAUUGGGAUUCCUUGAAAGUAUUCAUUCCCUUAAGGUGAGGAGCAAGACAAGGGAGCCCGCCGUCACUUCUAGUCAGUGUUGUAGUAGGAGGGACGUCCUCGCCAGUAAAGUAAACCAAGACAAGGAAAUGACAUAGGAUCAGAAGGGAGGAGGCAGAUCUGUCAUUAUUCUCAGAUAACGUAUCUGAUUCUAAACCCAAAAAGAAUGUUCAAAUAGAUUAUUGGCUUUAUCAGAGAAUUUUCCAAAAUCAAUUACAUUUCUGUAUUUCUGCACAAACAGGUAGAGCAUGUGAUUACAGAAAAGAUACGCUUUACAGAGCAUUAAAGCCCAUGCCUAGGAAUAAAUCUAACAAAAGAUAUGUAAGAUCUCUGAUUUAAAAAAAUAUAUAUAUAUAAAACACACCUUAUCGAGAGACACUUUAAGAAAUUAAUGGAGAGACCUACAUGUUCGUGGAUUAAAAGUUACAGUUUGUGGCCUGGCGCAGCGGCUCACGCCUGUAAUCCUAGCACUUUGGGAGGCCGAGGGGGAUUGCCCAAGCUCCCAGGAGUUCAAGACCAGCCUGGGCAACCUGGCAAAAUCCCGUCUCUACUAAAAAUGCAAAAAAUUAGCCGGGCAUGGUGGUGCAUGCCUAUAGUCCCAGCUUACUUGGGAGACUGAGGCACGAGAAUCGCUUGAACCCAGGAGGCAGAAGUUGCAGUGAGCUGAGAUCACACCACUACACUCCAGCCUGAACAACAGAGCAAGACUCUGUCUCCAAAAAAAAAAAAACAGUUACAGUUUUCUAAAGAUGUCAGUUCUUCCUAAAAUUGAUUUGUAUGUUAGAGAGGGUAUUAGUUGUUUAUUUUUAUUUUUUGAAAUUUAUAUGAAAGAGAGAAGAACACUUAUACUCCUAUAAAGAAUGGGGAUGCCAGAAGGAGGCUGUGUGUGACUUGUCUUAACCAGAUGACAAGAAUUACCAUCAAGCUAACAUGCUUAAGAGAGUGUGAUAUUGACACAAAAUAGAGAAACCUAAAACUGGUCUAUAUAUAGGAAAUAACUUAAGACCAAGAGGCAUUGCAGUUAGAAGAGGAAAGGAUAGACUUCAAUAAUAACGUUAGGACAAUCAGUUUUUGUGUAGGAAAAAAUGGAAUUAGAUGUCUGCUUCGAACUGUACACAAUUUUAGUUGGAUUAAAGACUUAAAUAUGAAAAGCAAAAGUGUAAAUCUUUAAGAAUACAUUAGAGGGCCAGAUCAUCAUAGUCACAUUAAAAGGAAAGGGCUUGUAAAAUCAAACCCAAAAAGUGCAAACCAUAAAGGUAAAAACUGAUAAAUUUCACCUGGUUAAAAUCAAGAACUUCUAAGAUGCCAUGAAGAUAUUGGAGUUUUUUUUCCCUUUGUUUCUUAUUCAUCAGAGAUAGAUUCUGAAGAUAAUGUUAUCUUGAGUUUGCUUUGAAAAUACUCCAGGAAACAAAUGUGAAGAGAUGAAACAAAUGGUAGGAUGCCGAUCAUUAUCAAAGCUAGAUGAUGAGAACAUGGAAGUGUAUUAUACUAUUUUAUUUUUUAUGUAUGUUUGAAAUUUUUUAUUUUAAAAACCUUUGUCAGGGCCGGGUGCAUUGGCUCACACCUGUAAUCCCAGCACUUUGGGUGGCCAAGGAGGGAGGAUCAUUUGAGUCCAGGAGUUCCAAAGCAGCCUGGACAACACAGGGAGACCUUGUCUCUAUAAAAAUUUUAAAAAUUAACCAAACCUGGGCACACGCCUGUGGUCCCAGCUACUCAGGAAACUGAGGUGAGAGGAUCACUUGAGCUCAGGAGGUCGGGGCUGCAGUAAGCUAUGAUUAUGCCACUGCACUCCAGCCUGGACAACAGAGUUAAGACCCUGUCUCAAAAAAAAAAAAAUUGUUUUUUGUUUUUAAUCCAUCCUGUUUUUAUGGUGACUGUCCUGGAUUUUCUAAUAUUUUUUUAAAAACCUUAUGUGGGCCAGGUGUGGUGGCUUGUGCCCAUAAACCCAGCACUUUGGCACGCUGAGGCAGGAGGCUCACUUGAACCCAGGAGUUUUAGACCAGGCUGGGCAAUAUAGGGAGAUUCCAUCUCUACAAAAAAAUAGAAAAAAAAUUAGGCAUGGUGGCACAUGCUUGUGGUCCCAGGUACUUAGGAGGCUG
Pongo pygmaeus (Bornean orangutan) is the source of this 3552-nucleotide messenger RNA. Its product is annotated as calmodulin-1-like. Gene Ontology annotation, cellular component: myosin II complex. Gene Ontology annotation, molecular function: calcium ion binding. Bases 179 to 700 code for a protein of 173 amino acids. The record is from RefSeq and is a predicted model, not a curated record. NCBI's taxonomy places the organism in Eukaryota, Metazoa, Chordata, Mammalia, Primates, Hominidae. The transcript has a single exon.